UAAGCAAAAGAAACAUGUGCAGCCUUACAACCCCAGAGGACAAUAUGAGUUCAAACAAUGAUACACAUUGUGGAAACAGGAUGAAGUUGACCAGUGAAAAUUUGCCCAAGAACCCCUUUUAUACAUCUAUAUCUCAGUAUGCUGCUAAUCACCCACAAUUCUUCCAAUGGAGAAAGGAAAAGACUGAUCAUUACAACCAUUCUAAUUUGGUGGAUAAAGCAUUGCAGCUCUUGAAGGAGAGAAUAAGAAGAGGAGAUGCUCUGGCAUAUUUCCUACGGGGUCAACUAUAUUUUGAAGAGGGUUGGUAUGAAGAAGCAUUAGAACAGUUUGAAGAAAUCAAGGAGAAAGAUCACCAAGCAACUUACCAGCUGGGAGUAAUGUAUUAUGAUGGGCUGGGGAUCGCUGCAAAUUCUGAAAAAGGAGUGGAAUAUAUGAAGAAAAUUGUUGAUUCUCCAUGUCCCAAAGCAAGACACUUAAAAUUUGCUGCUGCUUACAACCUCGGAAGAGCUUAUUAUGAAGGAAAAGGUGUUAAACGAUCAGAUGAGGAAGCUGAAAGACUGUGGCUUUUUGCUGCAGACAAUAGAAAUCCAAAAGCUAGUGUGAAGGCUCAGUGUAUCCUAGGAUUAUAUUACUCAACAAAAGAACCCAAAGAGUUAGAAAAGGCAUUUUAUUGGCAUUCAGAAGCAUGUGGCAAUGGAAACCUGGAGUCCCAGGGUGCUCUUGGUCUCAUGUACCUUUAUGGACAUGGCAUCCGCCAGGAUACUGAAGCUGCGCUGCACUGCUUAAAAGAAGCAGCAGAACGUGGGAAUGUCUAUGCUCAAGGGAAUCUCGUGCAGUAUUACUAUAAGAUGAAAUUUUUUACAAAGUGUAUCACAUUUUCCAAAAGGAUUGCUGACUAUGAUGAGACUCAUGACAUCUCCAUAAUAGCCCAGGUCACAGACUGUCCCCCAGAAUUCAUCAACAGAGGCAUGGCCAUGGCAUCCUUCUACCAUGCACGGUGUCUUCAGCUUGGCCUGGGCAUCACAAAAGAUGAAGAAACAGCUAGACUAUAUUAUUCUAAAGCUUGUCGUCUGAAUCCGGCAAUGGCAGAUGAACUUCACUCUUUAGUUAUUCAUCAAAGAAUUUAGACCACAGUGCAUUUCAUCAAAGAUCGUCAAUCCUAACUCCAUAUAAUGUGUAUAUUUUUAUGGCAGCUAUGUAUGUUAUUUUCUGCAUCCCCAGUUAUAUUAUCCUGGGUAUUUUACAGAUGAUAUGUUACCUUUGUUCUUGAAUUUGUAUUCUCUAAUUUUUGCAACCAGAAACCUAGCCACAGGAUCAAAUUGCUGGAAGAGUCCUCAGAGUCCACCUCUUAACCUAUAGCGAAGCCUAGACCAUAUUAAAUUUGAAGCUAUUCCUUAAA
Messenger RNA from Marmota flaviventris (yellow-bellied marmot), 1399 nucleotides. RefSeq names its product LRP2 binding protein (gene Lrp2bp). Gene Ontology annotation, molecular function: protein binding. NCBI's taxonomy places the organism in Eukaryota, Metazoa, Chordata, Mammalia, Rodentia, Sciuridae. The record is from RefSeq and is a predicted model, not a curated record.